Messenger RNA from Ziziphus jujuba (common jujube), 1139 nucleotides. RefSeq names its product premnaspirodiene oxygenase-like. The record is from RefSeq and is a predicted model, not a curated record. Lineage: Eukaryota; Viridiplantae; Streptophyta; Magnoliopsida; Rosales; Rhamnaceae. The transcript is spliced from 2 exons. Bases 90 to 983 code for a protein of 297 amino acids. Gene Ontology annotation, molecular function: monooxygenase activity; heme binding; oxidoreductase activity, acting on paired donors, with incorporation or reduction of molecular oxygen.
CACAAAAGCAUAUAUAUAUAUAUGCCAAAAAUCCUGGUCAGAAUACCAACUUAAAGGACUUCUUUUUCUCCAGAGUAGUAUGUCUAGCUAUGGAGCUCCAAUAUUCAUUAUCCCUCACCAUUUUCCUUAUCAUCUUCUCCUUGUUUUGGUUUGUAAAACAAAGCAGAUCUUCCACUAAGCUCCCUCCAGGUCCAUGGAAGCGACCUGUCAUAGGGAAUUUACGCAACUUGGUACGCUCACAACCACAUCAUGCUCUUCGAGAACUAGCCAGGAAACAUGGACCUUUCAUGCAUCUACAAUUAGGCCAAGUUGCUCAAGUAAUUAUAUCAUCCCCAAGGAUGGCCAGAGAGAUAAUGAAAAUGCAUGACCUUCGCUUCGCACAAAGGCCAGAACUUCUUGUGAUGCAAGUCUUGACCUAUGGUGGCUUAGACAUUGCCUUCGUUCCAUAUGGAGAUUACUGGAGGCAGAUGAGAAAAGUUUGCAUUAUAGAGCUCCUAAGCAUUAAGAGGGUCCAAUCUUUCGCUUCUAUUCGAGAAGAUGAGGUUUGGAAUCUUAUUCAGUCUAUUUGCUCAUCUGCAGAACUAAUCAAUUUUACGGGUAAGCUUUUCUCCUUAACGAGUUCCAUAACAUGUAGAACAGCAUUUGGUGAUAAAUGCCAAGACGAACAUGAGUUUAUAUCAUUGUCAGAGGAAGCUAUAUCAUUAGUAGGAGGAUUUGAUUUAGCCAAACUGUUUCCUUCAAAUAAAUUUCUUCAAAUAACAAGGCGGAUGGCAACUAAUAAGUUGAAGAAGGUUCGCUGCAAGGUCGAUCAGAUUCUAGAAAAUAUCAUCCAUGAACACAGACAGAAAAAUAUGGCACAAAAAAAUGGUGGGGAUGAAAGUCGGCCGCAGGAGGAACAUCUAGUUGAUGUUCUGCUACGACUUCAGCAAAGUGGCAGACUUGAAUUUCCACUCACAAUCGACAACAUAAAAUUUGUGAUUUAGGAAAUUUUCAUUGCUGGAACUGAUACUUCAUCAAUAACAGUGGUGUGGGCAAUGGCAGAAAUGAUGAAAAACCCAAGAGUGAUAGAGAAGGCACAAGCUGAGGUAAGAAAAUAGUGCCAAGGAAAUAAAAGACUACUUGUUAGUGUAAUUUCACUU